Molecule: messenger RNA, 2887 nt
Organism: Leptopilina boulardi
Lineage: Eukaryota; Metazoa; Arthropoda; Insecta; Hymenoptera; Figitidae
Product: cilia- and flagella-associated protein 52
Exons: 11
Coding region: 225-2546 (773 amino acids)
Biological process (GO): cilium assembly
Molecular function (GO): protein binding
Source: RefSeq, a predicted model, not a curated record
AUCAAAUUCGAGUCAGACGAAGAAAACUUGUCAGAUUUUGUAAAUAAUUUUUCCAAGGUAUAGCGCAUGUUCAUUUACUUACGUUGUCAAGGAAACUUAUCCCCUCUAUUUUGUUUAAAAAAUACUCUAAAACCUGUCCUAAAUGUUAGAUAUUUUUACUGUUUUUUACUACAUUUAUUAAUAAAAUAAAAUAAAAAAGAACAAUCUCUACGUAUCUUUCUAACAUGAGUAGAAAUGUAAAUAAUGAAAAUUGUAAUCUUCAAGACUUAGAUCUCGUCGGUAUAAUUUCAUUCGAUGGAAUUACCAAAAACAGUUUACACGUGCAUCCAGAUGAAGAGUACAUUUUAUUUCCAAUGGGUAAUAAAGUUACUAUUAAAAACAUAUCUUCAGGCCAUCAAUCUUUUUUGUCUGGACAUUCCAAUUUAAUAUCAGCUUUAUGUAUAUCUCCCUGUGGAAAAUUCGUAGCCUCCGGGCAAAUAAAUCAUUUGGGAUUCAAAGCGAUGGUUAUUGUAUGGGACUAUGAGAAGAAACUGAUGAAAAGUAGUUACGAGAUUCAUAAAGUCAGAGUUGAAGACUUAUGCUUUUCAUCUGAAAGUAAUUAUUUGAUCAGUCUUGGAGGUCGUGACGACGGGAACGUUGUCAUUUGGAAUGUUCAUAAGAACGAGGCAAUUUGUGGAUCAUAUGCAAGUACUGAAAUAGCUGGCAGUGUUUGGACCAUAAAACGGACAAAUAUGCGUGAUCAAUGUUUCAUGAGUGCUGGUGAAAAUACUAUUAAAGUAUGGAGAAUUAAUCCAGAAACUCGCAAACUUAAUGGAAUAAACGUUAAAGUUGGCAAAAUAAAACGCAGCAUAAAUUGUAUUGUAAUUGAUGAUAGAGAUGAAAUUGCUUAUUGUGGAACUGCAUCGGGCGAUAUCAUUAAGACAAGAUUAAAUUAUUAUCACAAUAUGGAACACAUGGAACCAGUGCAAACUCCUAUUAUGAUUGGAUGUUACUCGAAAAUCCCUAAAGAUUCAAAAAAAUUGAAAGAUGGAAUAGGAGAUCUUUAUCCUGGUGGAGUAACAGCCCUUUUGCUUUUGAAUGAAGAAAAAAUAUUAGUUGGCUCUGGAGGAGGAAAUGUUGAAACUAUUAAAAUUCUAGAUACUACUUUAAAUUUUAGAAAAUGUGUUAAACUACCAAGUACACCUCAGAUUCAAAUACUUCAAGCCGAAAACGUUGGUAGUGCAGUGUCUUCAAUGGUUUUAUAUAAAAACGAUUAUGUACUUAUUGGAACUACCUUAUGUGAGAUUUACCAGAUAAAAUUGAAUGAUUUCAAUAUGCGUCUUCUUAUUUCUUGCCAUACAAAUACAAUAUAUAGUAUUGCUUUUCCUCCUAACUACUCUGAAAUUUUUGCUACAAGUAGUAAAGAUGAUAUCAGGUUGUGGAGAGUUGAAACACAAAAGGAAUUACUCAGAAUCACAAUUUCGAAUUUUGUAUGCUCGAAUCUUUGUUUUAGCUACGAUGGAAAAAUGAUAAUAUCUGCGUGGAAUGAUGGAAUCAUAAGAGCUUUUGCUCCACAGACAGGAAAAUUAUUAUUUGCAAUUCACAAUGCUCACCUCAAAUCCGUAUCAGCGGUUGUUAUUACGAAAAACGGAAAGAAGAUUGUCAGUGCUGGAUGUGAUGGACAAAUAAGAAUUUGGGAUAUAAAACCGGACGUUCAAAGACUUGUUUGUAUUUUAAAAGAGCACAGAGGGCCAGUGACAUCUUUGCACAUUUCUGAAAACGAUGAACAGGUCAUUAGUUCAAGUGUGGAUGGAACCUGCGUUAUAUGGGAUAUUGUACAAUGUACAAGAAAGAAAGUUUUAAUGGGUAACACAAUGUACAUGGCAGCAUGUUUUAGUCCAAACAAUGUUCAAGUUUUAACUUGUGGAACUGAUCGUCUAAUUGGCUACUGGGAAACUUUGAAUGCUUCUCUCAUUCGAGAAGUUGAAGGUUCUGGAAUUGGAGCCCUCAAUUGCAUAGAUAUCAGUGGAGAUUGUCGACAUUUUGUCACUGGUUCAAAUGACAGCAUUGUCAAAUUAUGGCACUAUCAAAAUGGUGAAAUCUCUCAUAUUGGCCUUGGUCAUGCUGCUAUAAUUACUGGAAUUAAAUUUAGUCCAGAUGCCAAGUAUAUUGUGUCUGUCAGUGCUGAUGGAGCAAUAAUAAUUUGGAAAUGCCCUUUCCAAUUCAAUAUAAAUGAAGAAGUGAAAGAAAGCAGCAGAUCGAGUUCGACCUGCAGCAUCCGAGAAGAAGAGUUUAAUAAAUUACGUUUAAAAGAAUUGAAAGAUGACGAGGAAAGUGUUUCACCAUUUACCUCACGUUUAGAUACUGCAACAAGCAUUAAAGCAUUUCAUAACGGUGAUAAUAUUGUAGUGCAUAAUAAAUGUCAUCAAAUGAAAUUUCCUCAAACAGUUUGCGAAUGUAAGCAAGAAGAAUCAUUUCAAGCAAAACUCUCCACAAAAUCUUCAUCUGUCACCUCGCGCUCUUAUACAAGUACAUUAUUCUCAAAGAAAAGUGACAAUGAGUUCUAAAAUAAUUUAGUUUGUAAAUCUAUUCAAUCAGAAUAAUUAGAAUUGUCAGAAAAGUAAGUUUUUCCUAUAAAAACCAGAAUAAAUUCUUUAUACACACUCAAAAGUGCUUCUAAUUUGAUAGGAAAUCAGUGAGAAACUAUAACGUAAUAUUCCAAAUUAUCUACUCAAACAGGAAUAUUAUAUAUUGAUCAGUUGAAACUAUUCACUUAGAACAAAUGAAAAUCUUAAUCUUUCAUCGAAAACUCUCGUUUAUUUAGAAAAUUUUCUCCUGAAACAUACAUUACUCUCGCUUAGACGCCAACCUCUUGUCUCUUUCUUCGGCAAUCGUGAGCUUCACUCCC